UUGUGAUAUGUAAAGGUCAUCUGCUCAAUAAACUCGUAUUGUUCGGUGCAGUUUGAGAUAAAAAAAAAAAUUAAUUUACUUACUCCAACUAAGAAUAUUAUGCAAUAUUUAAGUAUUUAUCGGAUUUGAGCUCAUCGUCAAUUUAAUUAAAUUCUAUGUGCAAUAAUAAUAAACCAAUAUACAGAAAGGUUUAAUUUUUUACUGAAAGAAAAAAAUUAUAAGAAAAAAAAACCGCCAAGAUAACGCAACAUAAAAUUAUGAAAUUGAAACGGUUUAGAAAAGCAUUAAAUCGAUCAAAGUAAUGAAUGCUAAGGAUUGGUGUAAAAACGUUUCAUCAAAAAACUAUACAAUAUGUGACAAAGAGUAUUUACUUGGUCAUAAUGUAAACGAAGACAAAGUUAUCACAAUUGUGAUUGGUCUAUUAAUUAUGGUUACAUGUAUUUUCGGUAACUUAGUUUUGUGUCUGCUACUUUAUAAAUACCGUCGGCUAAGAACUGUUCCAAAUUGUUUUAUUGCAUCAUUAUCGAUGAGCGAUUUGAUGGUGGGAUUUUUUGCUAUACCUCUUUGGAUUUCAGUAGAAUUAACAACAAUGCAUCAUAUUAGUAACACGUCAACUUGGUUGCAAGUUGUUGAUAUUUUUUGUUGCGUAUCAUCAAUCAUUAAUUUAACAGCCGUCAGUGUUGAAAGAUAUUUUGGAGUGCGUAAACCGUUAAAACACCGCACUUUUAUGAGUGCCAAAGUAACUAAUUGUUUUAUAGCAUCUAUUUGGAUAUAUAGUGGUUUUUUAACGCUAUUUCAGUUGAUACCAGGCUUUCAGAAUUAUUUAAUAUUUAUAUUUAUAAUGGGGUUUAUGCUUCCUUGUAUAGUGUUAUCCGGAUCGUAUUCUGGAAUUUUCUUUGCUGUUCGGUAUAGAAAACGACGCAGGAGGUCGUCCUGCACUGUCAGUGAAAUAUCCAUUACAAAAUCUCUUUUUAUUGUAACAUCUGUUUUUAUAGCAUGUUGGGUUCCAUUCUUUGUUUAUGCAUUAUUGUUCAGGUAUUGUACUUUGGCGUUUGUUGACACGACUCACUUUAUUCGGUUUGAAAAGUUUACAAAGUUGUUGCAUUAUUCUAAUAGUGCUUUAAAUCCAAUUAUCUAUGGAGCAUGCAACUUAAAUUUCAGAAUAUGUUUUAAAGACUUAUUUAAAUGUUUGUUUAAACAACAAGAAGAUGUUAAAAGCAAUACUGACGAAAUGACGCAAGAUUUAAGGAGUUCGUUCUUUCGUCAAUCGACAGCUGAGCGACAGUCGCUUCACCGCGAGCAUUUUGACUGCAACGGAGGUUACUCUAGUAAUAUUCAAAAAGAAAGUCCAUUAGUAAAUAAAACACGAAGAAUUUCUAACGUUCCUUUACUGGAUGAUAUUACAGAGGAAUCAUGCGUUAUUCAGCAAGAAAAACAGAAAAUAGAAAAUACACCACAAAACAAUGAAAAUGAUGUUGAAACUUACAAAACAGAAACAAAUAUCAGAUUACAAGAAUUUUCUAAUCGAUUAAAAAAAUCACAAGAAUCCAAGCUAUAAAAAAUUAUAAAUAUUUUUUAAACUUGAAAAAAAUUUAUUUAAAGCUUUAUUUUCUUCGGUUAAAUGCAUAUAUAUCUAUAAAA
Messenger RNA from Hydra vulgaris (swiftwater hydra), 1641 nucleotides. RefSeq names its product octopamine receptor. Gene Ontology annotation, cellular component: plasma membrane. Gene Ontology annotation, molecular function: G protein-coupled receptor activity. Gene Ontology annotation, biological process: G protein-coupled receptor signaling pathway. The record is from RefSeq and is a predicted model, not a curated record. NCBI's taxonomy places the organism in Eukaryota, Metazoa, Cnidaria, Hydrozoa, Anthoathecata, Hydridae.